AUGAGUAGUGGUGUAACGCUAAUGGCCCUGCUUAUUAUUCUUCUCGGCUUGCUUCUCGGCGGCAUCUAUUGCCUCGAGGAAAUAAACUCUAUCCCCAUUAAUUACGAUUUUGCCACUCAAGUCAGCAGAUGGGAGCAAACUCCCUCAUAUGCCCCCACUCCUGGUAACUUCGGCCGCGAAUAUACACCAUCUAUAUAUUGCCCCUCCCCCUCCCGUACAGAUGGCGAACCAUCUACUCCCUUGCAUCGACUCGAGUCUGGCCGUCUUGGCUUCCUUGAUGAUGCUGAACUAAACAGAGGGGCAUAUAAUGAGGAUGCUCCUAAGUCUACAAAUUAUCUUAUCGAGUGGAAGGUGACACUCAAUAAUCGACCCUUGGCGAAGGACACCGAACAGGACCUGGUCUUUAAGCCUAGUUCGUACUGGCAGCAGAUAAAAGAGAAGGCUGAACGUAUUUUGCAACGGAAAAAAUCACGUAACCAACGAGUGCGGCCAGAUGAUACCACUGUUGUUGUUGCUGUAAACGAACGUUCACAACGUGAUCUUACUAAGCGCUUUGAAAACACAGAUAUUGAUUGGACCGCUAUAGAGAAGCAACUUCUGCAGUGGGAGAAUCUAUUUCGUCAGGGCAAGAAGCUCAGACUCUUUAUAUCUAUUAACUAUUUAGAGGACAGCAACCCGUCUCCAUCAAAGACCGACAAAAGAGGAAACACAUCAACAACCAAUGGAAUGCUUUGUGACCUUGAUGAUCAGGUGACUGCCGAGAACUCCACAGGACAACCUUCAGUGUGGCGCGAAGUAUAUAGGAAAAUGCGCUGCCCUGGACCACCGUGUCAUCACGAAGGGCAGUACUGUUGGGUGGAUCCAGUUGGAAAAAAACAUUAUAAAAUGAGAACACAUCAUAUGAAAGCCCUGGUAAAGUAUGUACAGCAAGGGGGUAUCCUAGAGACCCAUGAUGAUAUUCCCGAUACGGUUCGGGACCAGUUAUACGCAGAAGAGCGGCAGCGAACCGAGAAACGACAAAAAGGCCCAGAUCCUUCCACAAGUGGAUCUAUAUAUCCUCCAAUUAAUAUCAAUUUUGGCCCGACCCAGUCAUCUCAUCCACCAAUAACUUCCCACAGCUGUACUGAAACAACUCCUACUGUUCAAGUUGAUUCCAUGGAUAUUCCCGGGCCGACUGAAGUAGCGGUGGAAGAAUAUACCAAUUGGCAUCUAUCACAAGUGAGCACUGAGAACUUCAGGGAAAAUAUUCGGAAAGCGCGUGAUAUUGUGCUGGAUAAUAUCCGAUAUUCGGCUAAUACCGAAUAG
This is a messenger RNA of Aspergillus tanneri, 1305 nucleotides long. RefSeq lists its product as uncharacterized. The transcript is spliced from 2 exons. Bases 1 to 1305 code for a protein of 434 amino acids. The record is from RefSeq and is a predicted model, not a curated record. Lineage: Eukaryota; Fungi; Ascomycota; Eurotiomycetes; Eurotiales; Aspergillaceae.